Messenger RNA from Salarias fasciatus (jewelled blenny), 5839 nucleotides. Its product is annotated as signal-induced proliferation-associated 1-like protein 1. The record is from RefSeq and is a predicted model, not a curated record. Gene Ontology annotation, cellular component: cytoplasm. Gene Ontology annotation, molecular function: GTPase activator activity; protein binding. Bases 506 to 5704 code for a protein of 1732 amino acids. Gene Ontology annotation, biological process: regulation of small GTPase mediated signal transduction. Lineage: Eukaryota; Metazoa; Chordata; Actinopteri; Blenniiformes; Blenniidae. The transcript is spliced from 21 exons.
AGAGACAGCCUGAAUGAUCUCAUCCCUCCAGCAGCUGCAUACCGCAGCGAGGCAAAGCCGUAACUUUCUAUCAAACUUCCAAGUUGCCUUUCGGAGGAGGAGGACGACCACAGCGGGGCCAUUUCCGAGCCGAACCACGGCCGACUCGUGAACUUCCCGCGUGGGCUUAAAAAAAAAGAAGCCUCCGCUACGUAGUUUUUUUUUUUUUUUUUUUUUGGUGCACGGGGACUUACAGCACCUUGCUACGAGUUGAGAGACAAAAGGAGGAAAACGCCGCUCCGCGCCGUGUGACAUCCAGAGCAGGAGAGGAGGCUUGUGUUCGGAGUGAGAGAAAAUGCCGAGCCGCCGCAGUAAAGACGCGGCAUGAAGCUCUGAAGAGGUGGACUCUCCUCGUCACUUGUUGAUCCAGACAAUCAGAUUCACUCAUGACAUCAGGGAGCAGCGCCAUAUCUCCGAGGCAGCCAUGUCCUCCUGCUGAGUGCCUUUAGCCUCUGGCACCGGUGCUAUGACCAGCCUGAAGCGCCCGCCCAUGGAGCGCACCGUCGGGGGUUCCGUCCCCGCCACCGAUGAGUUUUACACCCGCCAUCUCCGCGUGGUCAACGGAGGGGCCGUGCCGGCGCGCGCCGACAACGUCCACGGCACUGUGAGCACGGGAGUGCCUAAGAUGGGCGUACGGGCUCGGGUGGCAGAUUGGCCCCCCAGGAAAGACCAUUCGGGGGCCUUGUGGCAGUCACCUGCAGAGCCGGAGAACCCCAGCGUCCACCCGUCUGUCAAAAGCCACAUUAAGUUAGGCUCGAUCCUGAGCCCUCAGGAUUCAUCAAUGCUGCGCAACAUCCACAACACUUUGAAGAGUCGAACCCAGGCGCAGGCUAACAACUACAGCCCCGACACCCGCUACCUGGCGCCAAUAGACUAUAAAGGUCCCGCACACAGAAAUCCCCGGCAGAGGCGCGUCCGUCAGCGCAGCAACAGUGACAUGACUGUCGGGGAGAUGGAAGGCAGUGGGGACAGCGGGGAUGACUGGGGGCCGUUGUCAGGAGCCAAAUGGUCCCCUCUUCACCGGGAAUACGGCAGCACCUCCUCCAUAGAUCAGCAUGGAGUGUCUGAAGAGAGCUUCUUCGAAAUGCUGAAGGGUUAUCAAGAGGACAAAGUGGACCAGCGUAGCCCCGCCCCAGAGAAACUGGAGGACAUGCUGAAUGUCGGGAACAAGCAGUCCAUCGUCGACCUUCAGGAGGACGUCCCGGAUGGACAGCAUCCUAAGCCUAAGGACAGAGACAAGCCUCCAAAGAGACGCACCAAAUCUGAGACAGGAGGCGAGUCUAUAUUUCGAAAACUUAGGAAUGUGCGAGGCGAGUCGGACUCGCCCAGAGCCGGCUCCGACGCGGAGGACAGCCGGACGGAGGACGCGGGUCCUCCUCUGAAGCCCUGGGUGUGCCAGAAAGGCUUCUCCCACUACGACGUUCAAAGCAUGCUUUUUGACCUCAACGACGUCAUUCAGUCGCGGCACACGGCAGGAAAGAGGAAAAACACCACCACAGGUGCGUCUGCUGCUGCAGUAGCUUCAGCUACCUCCACCCUAUCGUCCACCCACAGUCUGCCUUACAGCUCGCCCAGUGGCAGCCAGGAAGAGCUCAGCUCCAGGGACAGUCCCGGCCUGGACGCUGGGGAGGAGCAGAGCAACGAGAUGCUGCUGAGCUGCCCCUGUUUCCGUAAUGAGAUCGGCUCAGACGGCAUCGGGAGGCGCAGACUGGGGACAGGCGGCGCAGGGUAUCAUGGACUCGGCAGCGGGGGCUCAGGGACUCUGUCCGGGGAGGGUAACUUGUACGAAACAUCCGUGAGCACACACUGCACCAAUGCUGGAGUCGCGGUCCUCGAGGGACCGAAGGAGGGCGCCAGCACACUCACUGAGAAGGGCAAACAGUACAUCGUGGAGCACGUGGAUCUGGGCGCUUACUACUACAGGAAGUUCUUCUACCUUAGAGAGCACUGGAACUACUUUGGGAUCGACGAAGCGUUGGGUCCAGUCGCGGUUAGCUUGCGCAGAGAGAAGUUGGAUGAAGACAAGGAUCAUGGGCAGCAAUAUAACUACCGACUCAUCUUCAGAACCAGCGAGCUGACAACCCUCCGAGGCUCCAUCCUGGAGGAUGCGGUGCCUUCCACCUCGAAGCACGGCACCAGCCGAGGGCUGCCCGUCAAGGAGGUGCUGGAGUACCUGCUGCCCGAGCUGGACCUGUCCUGCCUCCGACUGGCGCUCAACACGCCCAAAGUCACCGAGCAGCUGAUGAAGCUGGAUGAACAAGGGCUGAGCUUUCAGGUGAAGGUCGGGGUGAUGUACUGCAGAGCGGGCCAGAGCUCGGAGGAGGAAAUGUACAACAACGAGACGGCCGGACCCGCCCUGGAAGAAUUCCUCCAGCUGCUCGGGGAGAAGGUUCGCCUGAAAGGAUUCACCAAGUACAGAGCCCAGCUGGACACCAAAACGGAUUCCACGGGAACUCACUCCCUCUACACUUCAUACAAGGACUAUGAGAUCAUGUUCCAUGUGUCCACUCUGCUGCCUUACACGCCCAACAACAAACAGCAGCUGCUGAGGAAACGCCACAUCGGGAACGACAUCGUGACCAUUGUGUUCCAGGAGCCCGGCGCACACCCCUUCACCCCCAAGGCCAUCCGCUCGCACUUCCAGCAUGUCUUCAUCGUCGUGCGGGUGCACAACCCCUGCUCCGACAGCACCUGCUACAGUGUGGCCGUCACCCGCUCCCAGGACGUCCCCUCCUUCGGCCCCCCCAUCCCCAAAGGCGUCACCUUCCCCAAGUCCACCGUCUUCAGGGACUUCCUGCUGGCCAAGGUCAUCAACGCGGAGAAGGCGGCCCACAAGUCGGACAAGUUCGGCGCCAUGGCGACGCGCACGCGGCAGGAGUACCUGCGCGACCUGGCGGAGCGCCACGUGACCAGCACGCCGGUGGAGCCCGCCGGGAAGUUCCCCUUCAUCUCGCUGGCGCACAAGCGGCGGGAGAAGGUGCGCCCGUACAGCGGGGCGGAGCUCCGCAGCCUGGGCGCCGUCACCUGGCAGGUGCACGCCGAGGACCAGGUGGCCGGCGCCGAGCGCGAGUGCCUGCUGGCCGUCUCCAACGACUUCAUCAUCCUGCUGGACCAGGAGGCCAAGGCGGUGGUCUUCAACUGCGCCACGCGCGACGUGAUCGGCUGGUCCAGCGGCAGCCCCGCCUCCAUGAAGAUCUACUACGAGCGCGGCGAGAGCGUGUCGCUGCGCUCCAUCAACAACAACACGGAGGACUUCGGAGAGGUGGUCAAGCGGCUGGAGCUGCUGACCAAAGGCAGCCAGACCACGGAGAUGACCCUGCGCCGCAACGCCCUGGGCCAGCUGGGCUUCCACGUCAACUUCGAGGGCAUCGUGGCCGAGGUGGAGCCGUACGGCUACGCCUGGCAGGCGGGCCUCCGGCAGGGCAGCCGGCUGGUGGAGAUCUGCAAGGUGGCGGUGGCGUCUCUGUCCCACGAGCAGAUGAUCGACCUGCUGAGGACCUCCGUCACCGUCAAGGUGGUGAUCAUCCCGCCGCACGAAGACUCCACGCCGCGCAGAGGCUGCUCAGAGAUCUACCACAUGCCACUUGUGGACUACAAGAACCACAAGGAGGGCAUGCCCUACGAGCUGAAGUUCCCCUUCCGCCCCGCCAACAACAACACCAAGUGGCCGCGCACCUCGUCCAGCCCGCAGACCCGCGCCGCCGGCACCGGGGGAACCCUCAUCAAGGCCCCGCCCGCGGACUUCUCCGACCGCAACGCCGCCGCCGCCGCCACCGCCGCUCUGCCCCGCAGCGUCUCCAGCGACGGCCGGCCGAUCAACCCCAAGAGAUACUCCCCCGGGAACGACAACUACGCCCUGGCCUGCUCCAUCGUGAUGGGCCGCACGCUGCACAACACCAACUCCCCCUCCACCCUGUCCUACAGCGACGCCGUGAGCUCCGGCCACUGGAGGCAGAAGUCCAUGCCUGAAGGGUUCAAUAACAACUCCCAGUCCCCCUCGUCCGCCGGGCGCCACGUGGCCGGCGAGGGGCUGAACGGGAUGAAAGGUCCUGGUUCUGCGGUGGGAUGGAGCCGACCCGGAGACGCCGACUCGGCCGGGAGGCCGGGAGAGAAAACCGGCUCAGACACCGUGGUUUCCAAGGUGGUGAUUCCUCGCCUGCAGCCGGCGGAGCAGAGCAGCCACAUGUCUCCGAGCAAGAGCGCCAAGGCCGACGCCCCGUAUUCGUCCAGCCAGUCCAGCAGCAACACGCUGUCCAGCAACGCCUCCAGCUCCGCCCACAGCGACGAGAAGUGGUACGAAGUGGGCUCCCGCUCGGGCGUGCGCGGCGAGCUGGAGCUCAACGGCUACCUGCAGGGCGCCUCCACCGACAGCGGCAUCGACGCCACCUCCUACACCGCCACGCAGAGCAGCACCGCCUCCUCCACCGGCGCCUGCAGGGCCAGGGACAGAGCGCCGUGGCAGGAGGAGGCGGCGGCGUGCAGCCAGGGGGCGGCCGACUCCCCCUCCCCACCGACGCCCGACUCCCUGGUGGCCGGCGCCAUCGAGAUCCCGGCCAAGAGCCCGGCGGCCGACGGCGGCCCGUACGGCCUGAGCGACGCCGCCUCCCACUCCAGUUCUGGUCACUCGGGCAGUCCCAUAUCGCCGCAGAACGAGCCGGCCGCCGGCGCCGCCUCGCCCACGUCCCCCAGCUCCCAGUCCCCGACCGCCAAGAGCUUCUACCCCCGCCAGGGCGCCACCUCCAAGUACCUGAUCGGCUGGAGGAAGCCGGGCGGCACCGUCAACUCCGUGGACUUCGGCAGCACCCGCAAGCGGCACCAGAGCGACGGCCUGCUGGGCGGCCAGCCGCAGCUCAGAGCCCACCUGCGAGGCUCGCAGUCUCCGCAGCGCCACACGGCCAAGUCCAGCCUGGAGGAGGACCUGAAGAAGCUGAUCACGCUGGACAGCCCGCCGCCCACCACCGCCGAGGAGAAGCCGCCGUUCCCGGGCCCCCCGCCCAGCCGCCGGCCGCUCCACCGGACGCUGUCGGACGAGAGCAUCUACAGCGGGCAGCGGGAGGCGCCGUCGGGCGGGCCGCGGGACACGCCCACCGACCUGCUCUUCAGCUGCUCCACCAUGCCGCGCUCGCCCACCGCCCGCCACGGGCCGAGCCGCCGCGCCUCGCACAAGUCCCUCGGAGACCUGACGGCCCCCGAGGGCCCCGAGGCGGACCAGGAGAGGAGGAUCCAGCAGCUGCAGGAGCCCGCCCUCAUGCCGCUGCCCGGCGCCGGCGCCGACGGCCCGCUGGACUGGGCCCACCUGGUGGACGCUGCCAAAGCCUUCGAGGAGCAGAGGCUGGUUUUCCUGGCGGCCCAGGAGGAGAGCGCCAUGGCGGAGAGCGCCACAGCCAGCAGCCCCCAGCAGGCCGAGCCUCAGGCCGCCCCCCUGAGACAGCCCUCGCCCGGAGACACUCCGGCCUGUCUGAUGGGGAAAGUGAGCCAGCUGGAGUCCAUGGUGAAGGCGCUGCAGGAGGACCUGAAGAAGGAAAAGGACGCCAAGGCGUCGCUACAAGUUCAGGUGCAGAGCCUACGAGAGGACAACCAGCGCCUCCUGGAGGAGUCGUACAGCGCCUCGGCCAAGCUCAAGAAGUUCACCGAGUGGGUCUUCAACACCAUCGACAUGAACUGAGGCCGCCGGCGUUCGUAAACUGGCCUCAGAACCCGGCGGCCGCGUCGAGUCUUCACCUCCAUCGACUGUUUUCCAGGACAAAGCGAACGGGAACGGAGAGACAGCACAGCUCAGCAUGCACUCCCCUUCCUCUGG